CCUCCCCUCGCUCCCUCCGUCCCUCUCCCUCUCCUACUCCUCCUCCCGCUCCUGCCGGCCGCUGCCCGGUGGCAGGGCAGGGGCGGAGGGCGGGGCGGCGGGAGCCGGGACGCUGCCGGAGCGCUGCCUGCACCGGCGGGGAGUGGCGGGGGGCGGCAGCCGAGAGGCGGCACCUGGGUCCUUCCCCCGUCUCCAUCACCCCGGCUGCCGUGGAACGGCCGCGGCCGAGCGGAGCGCAGGGGUGAGGUCUUUACUAAUGUGCUGACUCACCCAAAAUGUCCAUAAGAGAAUAAUGGAAGCUCCUGAAUACCUUGAUUUGGAUGAAAUAGAUUUUAGUGAUGAUAUAUCGUAUUCUGUAACUUCUCUCAAGACCAUCCCAGAAUUAUGUAGAAGGUGUGAUUCACAAAAUGAAGACAGAGCAGUUUCCAGCAGCAGCUGGAACUGUGGGGUCUCAACUCUUCUUGGAAAUGCACAGAAACCAACAGGAAUUGCAGAUGUGUGCAAUAAAUUCAGACCAGUGAAGAGGGUUUCUCCACUAAAGCACCAGCCAGAAAGCUCUGAGAACAAUGAAAGUGAUGACCAGAAGAACCAAAAGGGAGAAUACGAGAAAGGCAGUGAUUCUCAGUCUGCACCUCCAAAUGAUGACCAGAGUCCAGGAGAAGGAGAGAGCCUUAAAAGCAAAGGCACCGAGCCUGCUGUUCUGCUUGGGGAGCUGGAGCACUAUGACCUGGAUAUGGAUGAAAUUUUGGAUGUGCCUUACAUUAAAUCAAGUCAGCAACCUGUUCCUUUUACAAAGGUAGCUCCUGAGAAAAAACUUUUAAGUGUGUGUUCAACUGUGAAUGGUCUAAGUGUCAAGACCUGUCCUGCAGGGAGCACAGAGAGCUCGCCUGCUGGCGGGACGCAGUUCUGUGUGCUGUCUCCUGUGAAAGGCACUCAGCUGAGAAAAACGCAGCCCAUUGUCCUUGAUCAGCACAAGCAUUCAGCAGAAGAAUUAGAGCUUUCCCAGCCUUUAGUUAAAUGUGGCUCAGCCCAUGAAUCUGAAUCCCAAGGCAAGGGCUACUUCAGCAGGACACUUGCUGAUCCUCUUGGUCACAAAGCUGAGAAGACCAUGCCGAACUGCCACCGGAGGACUUUCCACCUGCAGACAGCAGUGGCAGAAAGCAAGCAGCUAGAGGAGCUGAGUAUGAACUGGAGCAGUGCAGGGGGCCCAGAAGAGAGGAGUGAAGAGGUGAAAAAAAUUAAGAGCAUCUUAAACAUUGUAAAGGAAGGCCAAAUAUCUUUACUGCCACAUUUAGCAGCAGAUAAUCUGGAUAAGAUCCAUGAUGAAUGUGACAACAAUCUGUUGCAUGUAGCAGCAUCAAAGGGACAUGCAGAAUGCCUGCAGCAUCUCACUUCUUUGAUGGGUGAAGACUGUUUGAACGAACGAAACAUUGAGCAGCUAACUCCAGCUGGGCUAGCAAUAAAGAAUGGUCAGCUGGAGUGUGUUCGGUGGAUGGUGAGUGAAACAGAAGCUAUUGCAGAACUCAGUUGCUCGAAAGACCACCCAAGCCUUAUUCAUUAUGCAGGUUGCUAUGGCCAGGAGAAAAUCCUUCUGUGGCUUCUUCAGUUUAUGCAAGAGCAAGGGAUUUCGCUGGAUGAAGUUGACCAGGAUGGAAAUACUGCUGUUCACAUAGCUGCUCAACAUGGCUAUCUGGGAUGCAUACAGACAUUGGUUGAAUAUGGAGCAAAUGUCACCAUGCAAAACCAUGUGGGAGAGAAACCCUCUCAAAGUGCUGAGCGACAUGGGCACACCAUGUGUUCCCGCUACUUAGUUGUUGUGGAGACGUGUAUGUCACUGGCCUCUCAGGUUGUCAAGCUGACUAAGCAGCUGAAGGAGCAGACUGUGGAACGUGUGACAUUACAGAACCAGCUCCAGCAGCUUUUAGAAGCCCAGCGGUCAGAGGGCAAGUCACUGCCCACAUCCCCAAGCUUGCCAUCAUCUCCUGCUUCUGGCAAACCCCAGUGGAAACCAUCUGAAGUAGAUGAAUUGUCUCCCCCAAAAAGUAAAUUGAACACCCAAGAUGGGAUUCAGAUUCUUGGCAGCUUGGGAACGAGCACAUCUACUCGUGCUCGAGCUAAGAUAAAAGAUGAGGACUCUGAUAAAAUCUUGCGCCAGUUGCUGGGGAAGGAAAUCUCUGAAAAUGUCUGUAUGCAGGAAAAGCUGACUUUGGAAUUUCAGGAUGCUCAUGCAUCCUCCAAGAACGUGAAGAAGAUUUUGCCAGAGAAAAGGGAGUUGAAGUUAGCCCGACUGAGGCAGCUGAUGCAGCGGUCUCUCAGCGAGUCUGAUACAGAUUCAGCUAAUUCUGAGGACCACAAGAACACCCCUGUGAAAAGAACUGACAAACCAAGGCCUCAGCCUAUAGUGGAGAGUGUUGAGAGCGCAGAGAGUUUGAACAUGAUGCUGAAGAAGCACACUUCCACAGCAGGACGGCGCUUCCCUUUUGGCAUCAGGGUCUCUAAGUCUGUGGACGGCCACAGUCCUUCCCCCACUUCGGAGAGCAGCGAUGCGGAUAAUGAAGCCCCAUAUCAGUCUGGCACUGUCCCUCAGAACCAGUUCUGUGCAGACAGCUCUCCAUCCAGCACUGACAGUGCUACUGCCCAGAAGGUUGCCACCAGCCCAAAGAGUGCUCUCAAGUCCCCAUCCUCAAAGCGCAGGACCUCUCAAAAUUUGAAACUUCGAGUAACUUUUGAGGAGCCUGUGGUGCAGGUGGAGCUAGCAGAAUCAGAACUGAAUGAGGAAAAGGAUAAAGACCGGAGCAAAGGAGUCGUGCGGGCUCCAGCCAGCUCUGGGGAGCAUGCAGGGGACCAGCUGAAAAGGCCUUUUGGAGCCUUUCGCUCCAUAAUGGAGACACUGAGUGGCAACCAAAAUAACAACAACAACUGUCAAACAGCAAACCUCAUCAAAACCUCCUCAACGCUGCCUUUUACCUCACUAGGAAGGAAGACAACAGAAAGCAAGGGAAAUCCAGCAGUUGUCUCAAAAGGAAGAAACAAGCCAGAUCCUUACUUCAGCUACACCCGUCUUUCUUCUAGCACGUUGAAUGAAGAGCUGUGUAACUAUGCUUGGCAUGAUGACAUCAACUGGAAAAUCCAGAAAUCUGACAGUCAAAAGAGUGUUGAAGAGCCAGAGCUGCAGGAAUUCUUCCUGUAAAACAUGUCAUGAUGUCUCACUUUGUUUGAAAUACCUGAAAUAUAGCCUUUUGAAACACUUAUAUGAGACAUAGCCCUCACCAGCAAAACAGCAGCUGUUAGGAUGCCUUAAUUUGUAUCAGUUAUACCAUAUACAAAUCUUUUUUAUGAUAUAUGUGUAUAUGUAACUUGUUUGUAAGCUGUGCUGUGUAAAGGCAUGGGUGAGCAGAAGUAACAAUUUGAAAAUUGUUAUGACACUUGCAACCUCCAAAAUGUUUGUUAGGCCACCGAACACGUUUUGUACUUUGUGUCUUGCAUGGAUAUAUUGUCAUAUAUCUUUAUUUCCCUUUGUCAGCAGCAUAUACUGUCAAAGUUUCAUCCAGGACUCUGCCUGAGCAGCUCCUCAGUGAGAUCAAGGCAAAAGCAUUGAUUGUUUUUUUAGUAUGUUUUGUCUGUUGUUAUUUCUAUUUUUUGUAAAAAGGAAAUAAAGAUGGUGUUAAUAGGAUACUC
Molecule: messenger RNA, 3678 nt
Organism: Zonotrichia leucophrys gambelii
Lineage: Eukaryota; Metazoa; Chordata; Aves; Passeriformes; Passerellidae
Gene: SNCAIP
Product: synuclein alpha interacting protein
Exons: 12
Coding region: 293-3190 (965 amino acids)
Molecular function (GO): ubiquitin protein ligase binding
Source: RefSeq, a predicted model, not a curated record